CUCGUUCGAGCAUUCCCACUCAUGUCGGGCCACGACUCCCAAUCUGGCGCUACCCAGUGGACAGAGCCCCCAUGGUCGGGGUGGAUAGAGACCACAGGCGACGCCCUUCUCAUUCUCGAGGCCGCAAGGCGCGGCCUCAUCCCACGCGUAACUCGCCGUCUCGUCGAUUCUGAACGCAAAAUGAUCACCUCCGGCUCCGUCUUCGUCUUCGACGAGGACGAGAGCGGCAUCAAACGGUGGACCGACGGCUUUUUCUGGAGCCCGAGCAGGAUACUAGGCAACUUCCUGCUCUAUCGCGAAACCGAGAAACGGGGUGCGGGGCACAGGAGCGCUCGCGCGGAAGCUGCGGCAACCGUUGAAGAGCCCGACGGGGUCAAGCAGGAGGGUCAGACCUUGUCUAGGCCAAAGAGCGAGGCGAGUCGCUUGGGCAUUGACAGGCAACGGGAGCGCAUCCUCGUCGGGAGCCUCACGAACAGUUACAAGUUCAAACCUGGUGGGUUGAUGAAGAAGACGUUCUCGCUCACCAUUGGCGGCGUCGCCCAACACCUGAUCUCUUACUACAAGAUCGAAGACGUCGAGCAAGGGCGCCUGCGGUCUCCGUCAUCGCUACCCGAGCUUGCGUCGCUGACGAUCAGCCCGGAAUACCUGGACAAGACGCACUUCCGUAAUCCUCCGAAGGUGGAAAUUGGCGUCGAUGGGAUCCCCCGUUACCGUGGUGAAGCCGACGACGUCGACCUGUCUCCUCGUCUCCUCCCCGCACCGCUCUCGAAUGGGUACUACGCCGACGGCGAUGCUGGAGGGUCCAAGCGUGCGAAACGGUACGAGCCGUACGGGUCCACGGGCUCGAACCCUCCGAAGCGCUCGCGGAAGAAGAAUAAUUCGGCUUCGAGCCAGUCAGAGGCCACUGGGGGCGAGUCGCCCACGCAGCCAAUGGCCUCCGUGCACCAGCCUGCGCCAGGGUACCCUGACCCCAGCGUCUCCUCCCAUUACGCGCCGUAUGGUGGCUAUUACCAGGCGCCGCCGCCACCUGCCUAUCCUCUCCCGUACUCUCCUGCGCCCUAUCCGGCAGGUCUUCCGGCUGCUGCGGCUGCCACAACGCCUCCCCAGGAGAGGUACGCGUACUACCCUCCCCCGCCGCCUCACGGCUACGCUGCGUAUUCAGCGAUGCCGCCGUGGCCGCAUUACAAUGGGAGCUAUGCGCAGGCUGCUGCGUCGUCGGCAACGACGGGGAGCGGGACGAGCAUGCAGGAGAUUGGCGAGAGCGACGUCAGGAACAGUGCUGGUGGCGGCACCGGCACUGUGGCGGGAGGCGGCACCGGUGGCGGCGGAGGGGCGUGAGCGGUGCGCAUGCGCAUCUGUAUGUGCAUGUAGACCUUCUCUUCAGCUGUGCUCUCUGCCUCUCUGCUCGUCGUCGUCGUCGUCUAUGCUCUCCCUCGCUAUCUGCUCGUCGCUUGUCCUUGUUCUGGUUCCUGAUGUGGUCUGUGUACGAUAGUCGUCGCUUCCUUGGGCCUUGUGUGUUUCGGGCGCCCCCCGCUCCCCGCCCCGUCGCGCUUGUUGUUUGUUUUCCGUAGCUGAUACGAGUUCUCCCGUCUAUGCCUCCAGUAUCGUACAAUUGCAUCGGUCCGCCAGUUUUAGGCCGUAGUCCGUACCCCUCUGUACCAGUAGCCCUAGUCUCUCCCUCCUCCCACUCCCAUCCAUCACAUCACACUCGGUAGACGUUGUGCGCCCUCGAAGUUGAAGUAGUAGUCGCUAGUCGUUACUCUUCUCAUCUGUACCUAUACGCUGUUUUGUUUCCUCUCCCGCGGUGCCUCAGACGCGCCCGCUGUCGUGUUCUUUUUGUACGACCA
Molecule: messenger RNA, 1847 nt
Organism: Dichomitus squalens LYAD-421 SS1
Lineage: Eukaryota; Fungi; Basidiomycota; Agaricomycetes; Polyporales; Polyporaceae
Exons: 3
Coding region: 22-1338 (438 amino acids)
Molecular function (GO): DNA binding
Source: RefSeq, a predicted model, not a curated record